CAAAUGGUCUUAAAUGUUAUUCUCUUCACGUUUGCAGGUUGUGCGAUUUUCUUGAUUCGAUUAUUUAUUGGCUUGCACACAUUAAUUGUCGCUUGUUUACUGCGGAAAUCUACGAUAGUCAGGUGUACGGUAUUACGGAUAAUGUGCGCCGUUUUGGGUGUUGUUGUACGGAGUGAUGGAGAAAGAUUCUCCAAGGUGGGUAUCAUUUGCGCUAAUCAUGUGAGUACCCUAGACCAUCUUGCUGUGGAACUUGUUAAACCUUGCGAUUUCUUUUCGGUGUGGAAUAUUCCUUCGGUAGUGAAGUGGUGCUUCGGCUACCUAGAUCUUGAUGCACGUAUUGGGCAUGCCGAGUUUGUACGUCGUGCUCGCGACCAUUUAGAAAGUAGUAGUCUUCCACUUUUGGUCUUUCCUGAAGGUGCUAUAACUAGUGGUCGCACUGGAAUGCUUAAAUUUAGGUGUGCAAUUAAAAGUGCGAUGCAUUCCCGUCCACUUUCGGCAUUUAAUUCCAUGGUAAAUAGGAUUGAUUCGCUUUCUAUUUCGGAACUGGCUAUGAAGUAUGGGUACCAGUUGACACCAGUUCAUUUUAGUUCGUGGCCAUGUGAGGCGUCCAGUCGUGUGCAACCAUUAGCUGUGCGAAUUUCGCGUCCGUUGUUCAGUGUGUCUCCUUCCGUCCUAGGAUCGACAUGGUGGGCAGAUGUAGCGUGGUUCGCAUUCGUUCCUUUGACCGUUUAUCAUUUCAAUUGGCUUCCAGUCAUGGAGAGGGGUGACCAAGAAGCAGCAGAAGAUUUCUCGAAAAGAGUGGAGUUUUGCAUUGCGGAACAACUUGGCCUUAAGGUCACCAACCUGACUCACGUCGAUGCUAUUGAGGCAGCUAAAAGAUUUUUACAUUCAAGAACUGCUUCGACCUCUGUCAAGAAGGGGAUGCUUGAUAUCCGAACGCUUGAUGAUAUUGCUAUGCGUAUCAAACAAUCGUACCCCUCAGUAUCCAUUCUCGACAUCAGAAUGGAUCUUGAGAGAACAAAAGAUCAACAGGUUAUAAUAGCCGUAUAG
Messenger RNA from Angiostrongylus costaricensis, 1050 nucleotides. Lineage: Eukaryota; Metazoa; Nematoda; Chromadorea; Rhabditida; Metastrongylidae. The record is from the annotation of a GenBank genome assembly.